This is a messenger RNA of Daphnia pulex (common water flea), 1586 nucleotides long. Its product is annotated as G-patch domain and KOW motifs-containing protein-like. Gene Ontology annotation, molecular function: nucleic acid binding. Gene Ontology annotation, cellular component: spliceosomal complex. Gene Ontology annotation, biological process: mRNA splicing, via spliceosome. Bases 98 to 1528 code for a protein of 476 amino acids. The transcript is spliced from 9 exons. NCBI's taxonomy places the organism in Eukaryota, Metazoa, Arthropoda, Branchiopoda, Diplostraca, Daphniidae. The record is from RefSeq and is a predicted model, not a curated record.
UCGUCUGCUUGCGUCUCCCCACCUUUUUUGUUGUUUCCAUAAAGACAUCUUCUGAGCGAAAAGGAAAUCCUUGAUAUUAACGUAUUCGUGUGUCAUUAUGUCGGAAACCAAGCCUGGUGUGUCUUUUGCCUUUAGUUCAAAAAAGAAACAUGAUAACGUGAAAUUAACUCAGUCGAAACUAUUGGAUACGACUCAAGAAACUCGCGAAGAGACUGAUUUCGUCAAAACUGUCGAGCACAACAAAAUCAAUGGAUCCAUCAAAAAAGCACCCAAAAAGGAACUGGUUAUUCCUCUUAUAACAAAGAAUCGGUGGAGGACCCCUGGCAGUGAUACCAAAACCGAGAACACAGAAGCAUCAGACUUGGACAAGCAAGCCGAAAAAGAAAUCCUGCAAGAAACACUGAAGGCUGUUGAUGGCUGGGAGAACAGAGGCAAUGGCGUACCCUCCAACAUUGAUAUCCCCCUAUUUAUGCAAAAUCGUGUUCCAUCUGGCUUUGAAACAGAUGAAAAAGUAGAUGUUUCCCUCCGUGCAGAUCAGUCCACACUUGAUGAUUAUGAAGCGAUCCCAGUGGAAGCCUAUGGAAUGGCCAUGUUGAGAGGAAUGGGUUGGAAAGCCUCAGAGGGUAUCGGUCUCUCUAGAAAAGGAGUGGCUGCUCCCAUGGAGGUGAAACUUAGGCCUAAAGGACUUGGUCUUGGGGCUGACCGUACUGUUUUAGAAAAUGCAGCUAAAGCUUUAACAAAGCCAAAAGAAGGCGAAGAAGAGCUCAAAGUGAUUAUCGGUGCAAAUGUACAGUUGCUCAGCGGGAAACAUCAAGGUUUAUAUGGACAAGUUCUUAGCAUGGACGCAAACACUGGUCGUGCUCUGGUGCGGAUGGCUGUCGGAAGCAACGAAUUGGAAAUGAGCGAGCUCUUUCUGAAACCAGUUUCUGCUAAAGAAUAUCGUGAUUCCGCCAGGAUUCUGAACAAGGAAAAAUACGACGAGUACAAAACGAAACAGGACAAGGAGCGAAACGAGAAGGAAAGAAAUGAUCGCGAGAGCAGAAAGAAACGGAAGCAUAGUCCUAGCCAUCGUAGUCGUCGGAGUGGCAGUCGGGAGCGCCGUGAUGAGAAGAAAGAAUCUCGUUCUAAAAAUCGGUCGUCGAAAGGUUCUGACGAGAAACGAGAACCUUGGCUUCACCCACUCUUGCGAGUCCGCUGCGUCGAUUCUUCAUUCAAGGACGGCCAAUUCUACAAACAGAAAAUGGUUGUGGUGGACGUGAUUUCCAAGAAUCAUUGCAUUUGCAAAGCCGAAAACGGGAAACUUUUGGAAAACGUCAACAUUUCUAAAUUGGAAACUGUCAUUCCGCGUAGCGAUCCCGCUUACGUCAUGGUCGUCAAGGGCAAACGAAAAGGACAGGUCUGCCAAGUGAUUGAAAGGGACAAGGAACGAUACACGGCCACCGUCCAGAUUCUACCGGAUCGCGAUGAAGUUUUCCAACUAGACUACGACGACAUUUGCGAAUACACGGGAGAUGUGCGCAACUUGUAAUCACAAAAUAACUCGACUUGGUUUUUAAAUAAAAACAAAUGUGCUAUUCGUGUUUAAU